Molecule: messenger RNA, 1104 nt
Organism: Cladocopium goreaui
Lineage: Eukaryota; Dinophyceae; Suessiales; Symbiodiniaceae
Source: the annotation of a GenBank genome assembly
AUGGCCACAUUGAGUCCUUCCACCUAUCUCUUCUCCAGCUGGCAGAUCGACUGGGCUGAUGGCAAGACUUUGCUUAUCAAGAGCGUUAAGGCCGAAGGCGCGGUGCCUUCCUGGAAUCUGCAGCACCCAGAGCUGCCGAUCCUGGCGAAGGACCGGGUGCUGUCCAUCAAUGGCACCUCUGGGGACCCCAAGGCAAUGCUGGCAGUUUGUAAGAAACAGAAGAAACUGGCACUGCUGGUCCGGAACAGAUCCGCAGCCGGUAGCAUCACGUCAGCUGUGCAGACGGCAGUGGCGGAGCAAGGCAAGGCGGCAAAAUCUGCGCCCAAAUUCUUUGACUUCAAUGUCACAGUGGACAUGUCCUUCCACACUCAGCUGGGGCUUGACGUUGACUGGGCCAAUGGCAAGUCGUUGUACGUCCGACAUCUGCAGGGCAGUGGUGCGGUGGAGGAGUGGAACCGGCAGCACCCCGCCCACCUGGCGGUGCACGCGGGCGACCGCAUCGUGGCAGUGAAUGGUUUUUCGGAGGAUGCCCAGGGCAUGCUGAGCCUGUGCCGCGAUCUCGUGCAAAGCCGGAGCAGUUUCUUGCUACGCGUGCGGGGACCACCGCCACCCCCUGAGAACAAGGAUUCCCGGGAGAGAGACAAGAAGGAGAGUGACAGUGAUGGUGAGAAGGGCAAGGAGAAGGUCAAAGAGAAGGACAAGAAGAAGGACAAGGAGAAAUCGAAGAAAGAGAAAGAGAAGGAGAAGGAGAAGAAGGACAAGGAGAAAUCGAAGAGAGACAAAAAGGAGAAGGACAAGGAUGAGAAGGAGAAGAGUCGCAAAAAAGCGCGCUCCUCAUCCAGCUAAUGUUUGGUGAAGCACCGCAGCAAAAAGCGGAAAUUCUCGGCGGCGCUGGGAGGGUUUUGGAGAGACCACAAGAUAGGAGCUUGUGAUGGGGCAAGCUUGUGAUGUGUGCUGCGGUGUCCGAAGGAGUGGCCGGAACCAAAUCUGAGGCUGGGUGUUGCUACUCUGACGUCGAAAACCCGGAAGGUUUGUGUGCUUGCACCGGCUGCUCAAGGGUUUGAAGUAGAUCGCUCCAAGUGAUUGGGCACAGGGCACAUUGUU